Procambarus clarkii (red swamp crayfish) is the source of this 933-nucleotide messenger RNA. Its product is annotated as collagen alpha-1(IX) chain-like. Lineage: Eukaryota; Metazoa; Arthropoda; Malacostraca; Decapoda; Cambaridae. The record is from RefSeq and is a predicted model, not a curated record.
AUGGAAGGCGACAUUGGGGAGGUGACUAUGGAAGGCGACAUUGGGGAGGUGACUACGGAAGGAGACACUGGGGAGGUGACUACGGAAGGAGACACUGGGGAGGUGACUAAGGAAGGCGACACUGGGGAGGUGACUAUGAAAGGAGACACUGGGGAGGUGACUACGGAAGGAGACACUGGGGAGGUGACUAAGGAAGGCGACACUGGGGAGGUGACUAUGAAAGGAGACACUGGGGAGGUGACUACGGAAGGAGACACUGGGGAGGUGACUAAGGAAGGCGACACUGGGGAGGUGACUAUGAAAGGAGACACUGGGGAGGUGACUAAGGAAGGCGACACUGGGGAGGUGACUAUGGAAGGCGACAUUGGGGAGGUGACUACGGAAGGAGACACUGGGGAGUUGACUAUGAAAGGAGACACUGGGGAGGUGACUACGAAAGGAGACACUGGGGAGGUGACUACGGAAGGAGACACUGGGGAGGUGACUACGGAAGGCAACACUGGGGAGGUGACUACGGAAGGAGACACUGGGGAGGUGACUACGGAAGGCAACACUGGGGAGGUGACUACGAAAGGAGACACUGGGGAGGUGACUACGAAAGGAGACACUGGGGAGGUGACUACGGAAGGCAACACUGGGGAGGUGACUACGAAAGGAGACACUGGGGAGGUGACUACGGAAGGAGACACUGGGGAGGUGACUACGGAAGGAGACACUGGGGAGGUGACUACGGAAGGAGACACUGGGGAGGUGACUACGGAAGGAGACACUGGGGAGGUGACUACGGAAGGCAACACUGGGGAGGUGACUACGGAAGGAGACACUGGGGAGGUGACUACGGAAGGGGACACUGGGGAGGUGACUACGGAAGGAGACACUGGGGAGGUGAUUACAGGAAACAAGCGUGAGAGGACUACAGAGGGUGACAAAUGA